Alosa alosa (allis shad) is the source of this 7875-nucleotide messenger RNA. RefSeq names its product tetratricopeptide repeat protein 28-like. The record is from RefSeq and is a predicted model, not a curated record. Lineage: Eukaryota; Metazoa; Chordata; Actinopteri; Clupeiformes; Clupeidae. Gene Ontology annotation, molecular function: protein binding.
AGCUCCGCUGGAGCCACAGCAGAACCGCCUCUACCGGGAGAAAAUCCGCUACAAGCCCAAAUGCCAGAAAAAAACGGAGAUUUGACAACAUGGCGUACUUUCUGUGGAAUAACUUUUCUUAAGACGUAACGAAUAAUUGUGCAUCGCGACGAAGCCGAAUAUCGGGGACGUUGGCAGAACUUUAAUUUGACCUUUUGAAAUAGAUUUUUCAUCUUUUUGUAAAUACUUCUAUCAUGGGAUGAAAGUUUCGAGUUGUCGCAGACCGUUGAAGUAGGACAGGAUGGAGAAACAAGGAUCUCGAAAAGAAAAGUUCAGCGUGUUCGGCCCGCGGUCCCUGGGCCGGGCAGUGACUGUGUCCGAGGGCCGAGGCCUGAGCAAGGCGGAGUUCAUGGAGAAGGUGCGGCAGAGCAACGAGGCGUGCCAGCGCGGCGACUUCCAGAGCGCCGUGCGUCUCUACGGCGACGCCCUGCGCGCCGACCCCCAGAACUGCAUCCUGUACAGCAACCGCUCGGCCGCGCACCUGAAGCUGGGCGACUACCAGACCGCACUGGACGACGCCAUCAAGGCCCGUCUGCUCAACCCCAAGUGGCCCAAGGCAUACUUCCGACAGGGUGUGGCCCUGCAGUACCUUGGUCGCCAUGCCGAUGCGUUGGCAGCGUUUGCGUCUGGAUUGGCUCAGGACCCCAAGAGCCUUCAGCUGCUACUGGGCAUGGUGGAGGCUGCCAUGAAGUCCCCACUGCGCCAGUCGCUGGAGCCCACCUAUCAGCAGCUGCAGAAGAUGAAGCUGGAUAAGAGUCCGUUUGUGGUGGUGUCUGUGAUUGGUCAGGAGCUGCUGGGCGCCGCCCAUCACGGCGCGUCGGUGGUGGUGCUAGAGGCGGCCCUCAAGAUCGGCACCUGCAGCCUGAAGCUCCGCGGGUCGGUCUUCUCCUCCCUCAGCUCUGCCUACUGGUCGCUGGGCAACACGGAGAAAAGCACCGCCUACAUGCAGCAGGACCUGGAGGUGGCCAAAACCUUAGGUGACCAGACAGGAGAGUGUCGUGCUCAUGGAAACUUAGGCUCCGCCUUCUUUUCCAAAGGCAACUACAGAGAGGCUCUGACCAAUCACAGACACCAGCUGGUGCUCGCUAUGAAGCUGAAGGACCGCGAGGCGGCGUCCAGUGCUCUCAGUAGCCUCGGCCACGUGUACACAGCCAUCGGAGACUACCCCAACGCCCUGGCCAGCCACAAGCAGUGCGUCCUGCUGGCCAAGCAGUCCAAGGACCAGCUGUCCGAAGCGCGCGAGCUGGGCAACAUGGGCGCGGUCUACAUCGCCAUGGGCGACUUCGACAACGCCGUGCAGUGCCACGAGCAGCACCUGAGCAUUGCCAAGUCGCUAGGCAACCAGCGGGAGGAGGCGCGCGCCUACAGCAACCUGGGCAGCGCGUAUCACUACGUACGCUGACCCGACAAGUUGUCGCACCACCAGGCGUGUGCUGGACCUGGCGCCCUGCUGCAAGGCGGCCAUCUUGGCCCACGCACGCCCCUGGACCGCGCCGCCCGCUGCAUGCAGGACCUGGAACGCGCCAAGCAAUACCACCAGAGCCAGCUGGGCAUCGCCGACGAGCUCAAGGACCAGGCCGCACAGGGGCGGGCAUCCUCCAACCUGGGCAUAAUCCAUCAGAUGUGUGGGGACUACGAGACGGCCCUGAAGCUCCACAAGGCCCACCUGGCCAUCGCCCAGGAGCUCAGCGACCACGCCGCCCAGGGCCGUGCCUACGGCAACAUGGGCAACGCCUACAACGCGCUGGGCGCCCACGAGCAGGCCGUGCGCUACCACCGGCAGGAGCUGCAGAUCUCCAUGGAGGUGAGCGACCGCGCCUCGCAGGCGUCCACGCACGGCAACCUGGCCGUGGCCUACCAGGCGCUGGGCGCCCACGACCGCGCCCUGCAGCACUACCAGCACCACCUGGGCAUCGCCCGAGAGCUCCGCGACGUCCAGAGCCAGGCGCGCGCCCUCGGCAACCUGGGCAACUUCCACUGCUCGCGUGGCGAGUUCGCCCAGGCCGUGCCCUUCUACGAGCAGUACCUGCGUCUGGUGCCCGACCUCCAGGACAUGGAGGGCGAGGGGAAAGUGUGCCACAACCUGGGCUACGCCCACUACUGCCUGGGCAGCUACCAGCAGGCAGUCAAGUACUACGAACAGGACCUGGCACUGGCCAGGGACCUGCACGACAAGCUGAGCCAGGCCAAGGCCUACUGCAACCUGGGGCUCGCCCACAAGGCCCUGGGGGCGUACGCCCAGGCCGAGGAGUGCCAGCGCUACCUGCUCUCGCUGGCGCAGUCGCUGGGCAACGUGCAGGCGCGCUUCCGGGCGCUCGGCAACCUCGGCGACAUCUACGUGUGCAAGAAGGAUGUUGCCGGCGCCGUCCAGUUCUACGAGCAGCAGCUGGCCCUGGCACAGGCGCAGCAGCAGGGUGGCAGCGGUGGCGGCGGAGACGGUGACCGGCGUAUGGAGGCGGGCGCACACGCCGCUCUCGGGGCUGCCCACCGCCUGCUGCAGCAGUACGAGCGCGCGCUGGCCUAUCACACGCAGGAGCUGCACGUGCAGCAGCAGCUGGGUGACCUGCAGGGGGAGCUCCAGGCCCAUGGGCGCCUGGCCGCCGUGCACAUGGCACAGGGGCACUACGAGCUGGCGCUGCGCUGCUAUGAGGACCAGCUGCAGCUGGCACAGCGGCUCAAGGAGCCGUCGGCCGAGGCGCGUGUCUACGGCAACAUGGGCAUCACCAAGAUGAACAUGGGCGUGGUGGAGGAGGCGCUGGGCUUCUUCGAGCAGCAACUGGCCACUCUGCAGCAGCUGAGCUCCUCGCAGGCCUCCCUGGAGCGCGGUCGCGCCUACGGCAACCUGGGCGACUGCUACGAUGCCCUGGGCGACCAUGAGGAGGCUAUCAAGCACUACGAACAGCAUCUGUCUGUGGCACAGAGCCUGAACCACCUGCAGGACCAGGAGAGGGCCUACAGCGGACUGGGCAACGGGCACAGGGCGCUGGGUCAUCUCCAGCAGGCGCUGGUGUGCUUUGAGAAGCGCCUGGUGGUGGCCCACGAGCUGGGUGAGUGUGCACUGAAGGCGCAGGCGUACGCGGAGCUGGGCGCGCUGCACAGCCUUCUGGGAAACUACGAGCAGGCGCUCUCCUGCCUGGAACGCCAGCUGGCCAUCGCCCGCGAGACCAGGGACCGGCCGCUGGAGGCUGACGCCAGCUGUGGCCUGGGCGGCGUCUACCAGCUGAUGAGCGAGCACGAGAUGGCACUACGCUGUCACCAGCUCGACCUGCAGAUCGCCACGGAGACGGGCAGUGCCGAGCGGCAGGCCCGCGCCUAUGGCAACCUGGGCCUCACCUAUGAGUCGCUUGGCAACCACGAGAGGGCAGUGGCCUUUCAGGAGCAGCAUCUCAGCAUCGCCGCAGAAACCAACGACCUGGCGGCAAAAACGCUGGCUUACGGAAGCCUGGGCAGGACACACCAUACGCUACGCAACUAUUCACAGGCUGUCAUGUACCUACAGGAGGGUCUGCGUCUGGCAGAGCAGUUGAGCCGCCGUGAAGACGAGGCAAAAAUUCGCCAUCGAUUGGGUCUGUCCCUGUGGGCCAGUGGAAACCUGGAGGAGGCCCAGCACCAGCUGUAUCGUGCGUCAGCCCUCUUUGAGACGAUCCGGCAUGAGGCUCAACACAGCACCGACUACAAGCUCUCCCUCUUCCAUCUUCAGACAGCCUGCUACCAGGCCCUGCAGAGAGUCCUCGUCAGCCUAGGCCAUCAUGAUGAAGCACUAGCAGUGGCAGAGAGGGGACGCACUCGAGCAUUUGCCGACCUGUUGGUAGAGAGACAAACAGGUCACCAAGACGACCCCUACACGCCAGUUACCGUGGAGACCAUCCUGGAGACAGUCAACGCACAGCGGGCUCUGGUGCUCUACUACUCUCUGGCCGCCGGAUACCUGUACAGCUGGCUACUCGCACCUGGAUCAGGCAUCUUGAAGUUCCAUGAGGUGUACGUGGGGGAGGGGGGUUCCGAGGGGGGGUCAGCAGAGUUCCAGGAGAGUGGUGGUGGGGUGGGGUCUCCGCCCGCGGCCUCCUCGCUGGACCAGCACAUCGCCAGCACGCGCGAAGCCCUGGGCGUGGAGUCCUACUACAGCAGAGUGUGCUCCAGCAGUGAAACAGAGAGCGAGGCAGGUGACCUGCUGGACUUUGAGGAUCGCCUGUCCUCAGCCGACCCCAGUGGUUUCCUCAGGAGGGUCUCUAGGACCAGCCUCUUCAACAGGAGCUUCCACAGCAUGUCCAGUCUUGCGAGUGCCCCGGUGUCUCCAGUGAGGGAGAGCUCUAGUCUGCCCCGCCGCAACAGCAGCACCAAGCCGCCCCUCCGAGCCCUCUACGACCUGCUCAUCGCCCCAAUGGAGGGGGGUCUGAUGCACUCGUGCGGAGCGGCGGGUCGACUCAAACAGCUGGUGCUGGUGCUGGAAGGAGAGCUCUAUUUGAUCCCGUUCGCCCUGCUGAAGGGCAGCUGCAGUAACGAGUAUCUGUAUGAGAGAUUCAGCCUCAUCGCAGUGCCUUCUAUUGGGGGCCUCACAGCCACAAGCAAGGGUGUAUCGCGGCGUACAGGCUCAGGUCAGAUCACCGGAGGUGUUUCCAUGGCAGCCGUGGUGGGUAACCCGCGGUUACCUUCCGGUGUGAUGGACCGCUGGCUGUGGGGUCCGAUGCCGUCGGCGGAGGAGGAGGCUCUGAUGGUCGCCGAGCAGCUGGGUUGCCAGGCGCUGACGGGUGCCGUGGCGACCAAGGAGCGCGUGAUGGCGGCGCUGUCGCAGGCCGAGUGUGUCCACUUCGCCACCCACGUGUCCUGGAAGCUGGCCGCCCUGGUGCUGAGCCCCGUGCCGGACGUGGCCGGCGGUGCCUCGCACGCACACACACAUGCUACACACACCGCGCACACACACGCACACACACAUGCUACACACACCGCACACACACUACCGGACGACGCCAGCGAUGCUGAGAGCAUCUGCGACAGCACGCCACUGCAGGACAUUCUGCUCACCGCCGCUGACCUGCUGGACCUCAAGCUGUCCGUCAAACUGGUCGUGCUGGGCUCGUAUCAGGAGUCGGUCAGUAAGGUGACUGCGGAUGGCGUGGUGGGUCUGACCCGAGCGUUCCUGGCAGCGGGGGCGCAGUGUGUGUGUGUGUCGCUGUGGCCGGUGCCUGUUGCUGCCUCCAAGCUCUUCACACAGAACUUCUACUCGUCACUGCUGGCCGGCGCCAGAGCCAGCGCCGCCCUGGUGGACGCCAUGAGGAGUGUCCAGAGCAACAAGCAGUUCUCCCACCCCUCCAACUGGGCAGGUUUCAUGCUGAUUGGCAAUGACGUGAAGUUGAAUAGUUCCUCCUCUCUCAUUGGUCAAGCCCUGGCAGAGAUCUUGCAAUACCCAGACAAGGCCCGCGAUGCCCUCAGGGUCUUACUGCACUUGGUGGAGAAAUCUCUGCAGCGUAUCCAGAACGGCCAGCGGAACUCCAUGUACACCUCCCAGCAGAGCGUGGAGAACAAAGUGGGAGGGGUUCCGGGCUGGCAGAACCUGCUGAUGGCCGUGGGGUUCCGUCUGGACCUCGCCGGAACCGGACUUCCUGCUGCGGUCUUCUUCCCUACCGCUGACCCAGGAGAGAGACUGCAGCAGUGCAGUGCCACACUGCAGUCACUGCUCGGUCUGCCCCAUCCUGCACUUCAGGCCCUCUGUAAACUCAUCACCAUCUCAGAAGCAGGAGAACAGCUCAUCAACAGGGCUGCCAAGACUGUGGUGGCCAUGCUUCAUCAGGUGUUGGUGCAGCUCCAGAGUGGGGAGAGGGAGCAGGACUUCUCCAUCACACCCAUCCAGACCUCCAUCAGUGUGCAGCUCUGGAGACUACCGGGAUGCCACGAGUUCCUGGCUGCCCUCGGUUUUGAUCUGUGUGAGGUUGGUCAGGAGGAGGUGGUGUUAAAGACAGGGAAGCUGGCCAGUCGCCGCAUCAUGCAGUUCGCUCUGCAGUCACUACUUGCCUUGUUCGACUCCACAGAGCUCCCCAAGCGCUUGAGUCUGGACAGCUCGUCCUCCCUGGAGUCGCUGGCGUCGUCCCAGUCCGUGUGCCCGCCGCUGCCCUUCUCGCCCGCGGGCUGCCCAGACAGCCUAGCGUCUGACGCCAUCUCUCUCUACAGCCUGAGCUCCGUGGCGUCCUCCCUCAGCUUCCUCUCUCGUCCAGAGGCGGUCGGCGCCGCCGCCGCAGGGGCAGCCGGGGGGCUCUUUCCUGCCCGCCAGACGGGCAUCCCUCGCAGUCGCUCGUCUCCCACGGCGACAGCGGGCGCCCAGGAGGAGUACGAGGGCUUCAGCAUCAUCAGCAGCGAACCGCUGGCAACAGCGUCGCAAACCACGACCGCCGGACACCGGGCCGUGCGUGGAGCAGGAGCGGGCAGUGGUGGGGGGAGGGGUGCCGCAGGCUGUCGGGGCAGUGUCAUCAGCGAGGGAGUCCAGCACCCGGCGUCGCCGAUGGCGCCCGCCGCGCCGAGCCCCAGGAAGCCACCGGGCAGCUCGGACACGGGCGAGUCGUCGGACCAGUCGAGCACGGAGACGGACAGCACGGUGCGCUCGCAAGAGGAGCGUCCGCCGCCGGCUCCGCUCGACCCACAGGAGCUGGCCCAGAAGAUUCUGGAAGAAACCCAGAGCCACUUGAUCGCCGUGGAGUCCCUGCAGAGGACGGCCGGCGGUGGUCAGGACGCCCCGGUGUCAGGGUUCCGCACGGCGGAGACCAGCGCGUUCACCCGGCCCGCCAGCAGGGGGAGCCAGUCGGCUCCCUCCCCGAGCCAGAACCCCCGACCAAAACCGCCGUCCCGCAACUCGUCCCUGCAGAAGGCCAGCUCGGGCUACAACAGCCCAGCCACCUCGGAUGCCUCCCUCAAGGACAGCCAGCCGUCGCCAUCGCUCUGCGGGACCCCCAGCUUAAGGCUCAAGUACCCCAGCUCCCCAUACAGUGGACACAUCUCCCGUUCCCCGAGCAACGUCUCUCCCAGCUCCGGUCAUCAGUCACCGGGAGGCUCUGCCCCUUCGCCCGCCCUCUCCUACUCUUCAAGCUCGUCCCGCUCCAGCCCGGGAGAUGCGCCGCUGGACCGGCUUCGCCUGGCGGCCAUCGACGAGAAGGUCCAGGCCAUCCACAACCUGAAGACAUUCUGGGCCUGCGCGUCCCAGCCGCCACCAGUAGGGGGCCCAGUCCGUGCACUCCGAGGAAGGGCCAAGAUGAGCCCCGUGCAGAGGGACGUGCUGGGUCUGCUUCACCUGUCCCCCCGGCACACACCAGCCAAUCAGACACAGCAGGACACCAAAAACUCCUCCUCCACCAAUGGGAAGCUCCACGCUCAGAAAGACACACCCUCUAGUGGCAGCAGUCCCGCCCCACAGACUAUCAGACUGCCCUCUGGGAACGGAUACAAGUUCCUGUCGCCAGGGCGAUUCUUCCCCUCCUCAAAAUGCUGAGGCAGGCACCGUUCAGUGGUGUUGGACCGGUGAGAGCGCCCCCCUGUGGUCCUGUGGAGUACUGACACACAGCUGCACAGGCAGCUGGAGGGAUGUGGCCCAGAUAUGGCUCUGAUCCGGCACGGAUCUGCAUCCUGAGGGCCGGAUGAGGACCCGAUCCUUUCCUGAGGUGGCUGAAGCCUGCCUGCACAGACUCCAUUACCAAGUGCAUAGCAGCACCAAUGCCUAAAACAGGAUGGAGAGAGGAAUACACCAGACAGCAGUUUGACAGAAAGACACUUGCUGGUUCUGUUAGACAACGCAGCCUUGUUUUACUUUUCUUUGUUUAUUUUAAUAAAAUAAACUUUUUAUUCUUGUUAUUA